Molecule: messenger RNA, 510 nt
Organism: Ipomoea triloba (trilobed morning glory)
Lineage: Eukaryota; Viridiplantae; Streptophyta; Magnoliopsida; Solanales; Convolvulaceae
Product: beta-D-glucosyl crocetin beta-1,6-glucosyltransferase-like
Exons: 1
Coding region: 1-510 (169 amino acids)
Molecular function (GO): UDP-glycosyltransferase activity
Source: RefSeq, a predicted model, not a curated record
AUGGAUUGGCUUGGGAGAAAACCAGCGAGUUCAACCAUGUUCGUCUCGUUUGGGAGCGAAUAUUUCUUGACCAAAGAAGACACAGAGGAGAUAGCCUAUGCCUUGGAGCUCAGCAACGUAAACUUCAUAUGGGUGCUUAGAUUCCCCAAGGGAAGAGAAAUCUCAACACGAGAAGCUCUCCCGCCAGGCUUUCUUGAAAGAAUCGGCGAGAGAGGAAGAAUAGUAGAAGGAUGGGCGCUGCAGGGGAGGAUUCUCGGCCACCUGAGCACCAGCGGGUUCGUGAGCCAUUGGGAGUGGAAUUCAAUAAUGGAAAGCUUGAGUCUCGGCGUUCUGAUCAUCGCCAUGCCAAUGCAGCUGGAUCAGCCGGUGAACGCCCGGCUGAUGGUGGAGAUUGGGGCGGCGGUGGAGGUGGAGAGAGACGAUGACGGUAAGCUCCACUGGGAGGAAAUGGCGGAAGUUGUGAGAGGGGCGGUGGGAGGAGAAAUUGGAGAGAAAUUGAAGAGAAUGUGA